Molecule: messenger RNA, 4001 nt
Organism: Hippoglossus stenolepis (Pacific halibut)
Lineage: Eukaryota; Metazoa; Chordata; Actinopteri; Pleuronectiformes; Pleuronectidae
Gene: slc1a7b
Product: solute carrier family 1 member 7b
Exons: 11
Coding region: 201-1937 (578 amino acids)
Biological process (GO): L-glutamate transmembrane transport
Cellular component (GO): plasma membrane
Molecular function (GO): L-glutamate transmembrane transporter activity; glutamate:sodium symporter activity; neutral L-amino acid transmembrane transporter activity
Source: RefSeq, a predicted model, not a curated record
UGCCGCAGCGACGGGACGAGAGGGAUGCUGAGCCUGAAGGUACUAUAAAACUGGAUCGGAUAUUUCACAGAACAUCCCAUCCCACCCUGGAGUUUUUCUUCUCUUUCCUCUUCUUUUGUCUCUUUUCAUUCUCACACCUGGAUUUUAAGACUUGGCCACAUUUAUGGGUUGCUGAGAGGAUACGGGAUAGGUGACUCACGAUGGCCGUGGCUUUGGACGCAGUGUGGGUGAGGGUGAAGAAUGUCUGCAAGCAGAAUGGGCUCCUCAUCAUGUCGGUGCUGGCUGUGGUCAUCGGGUGUCUUUUGGGAUUCUUCCUGCGGACACGGCGCCUCACAGAGCAGGAGGUAAAGUACUUUCAGUUUCCUGGAGAGCUGCUGAUGAGGAUGCUGAAGAUGUUGAUUCUCCCACUCGUCGUGUCCAGUUUGAUGUCAGGACUGGCUGCCCUCGAUGCCAAGUGUUCCAGUCGGCUCGGUCUGAUCACAGUGUCUUAUUACCUGUGGACCACCUUUGUGGCCGUGAUAGUGGGGAUCAUCAUGGUCUCCAUCAUCCACCCUGGUGGUGCAGCCCAGAAGGAGGACUCAGAGGAUAGUGGCAAGGCAAUCAUGAGUUCUGCUGAUGCUCUGCUAGACCUUAUCCGCAACAUGUUCCCAUCUAAUUUGGUCCAGGCCACCUUUCAGCAGUAUCGAACAAGUAGCGAGUACAUUGUGAAACCCAAGCCCACAGUGAGUCUGACCCAAUCAGAGUCAACCACACGGCGAGCACUCAUCUAUGGUAUCCAAGAUGAUAAUGGAACUGACAUCCAGAACUUCGCCCUUGACCUGACUCCACCCCCUGACGUGCUCAUACGCACUCGGGAAGGAACCAGCGAUGGCAUGAAUGUCCUUGGAAUUGUUAUUUUUUCAGCCACCAUGGGUAUUAUGUUGGGAAGGAUGGGACCAAAUGGCAGCGCCUUGGUGAACUUUUGUCAGAGUCUGAAUGAGGCUGUCCUCAGAAUUGUUGCCAUCGUCAUAUGGUACUUCCCAUUUGGCAUCGUGUUCCUGGUGGCCGGUAAGAUCCUGGAGAUGAGUGAUCCGUCAGACAUGGGGAAGAAGCUGGGUUUCUAUGCCAUCACUGUGGUGUUCGGUCUGGUGUUGCAUGGCUUGUUCAUCCUGCCUUCCAUGUACUUCUUCAUUACCAAAAAGAGCCCCAUCGUUUACAUUCGGGGAAUCCUGCAAGCUCUGCUCAUCGCCCUUGCAACCUCCUCCAGCUCUGCCACAUUGCCUAUUACCUUCAAGUGCCUCUUGGAGAACAACCACAUCGACCGUCGUAUCAUCCGAUUUGUGCUACCCGUGGGCGCCACUAUCAAUAUGGAUGGCACUGCUCUCUACGAGGCUGUGGCAGCGAUAUUCAUCGCACAAGUUAAUAAUUAUGAGCUGGACUUUGGCCAGAUCAUCACCAUCAGCAUCACAGCCACUGCAGCCAGCAUUGGUGCUGCAGGGAUACCUCAAGCCGGACUGGUCACCAUGGUGAUAGUGCUAACAUCCGUUGGGUUGCCAACCGAUGACAUCACUCUUAUUAUUGCAGUAGACUGGGCACUAGACAGAUUCCGCACCAUGGUGAAUGUAAUGGGCGAUGCUUUGGCUACAGGCAUCAUGGCACACAUCUGCAGGAAAGACUUCUUGCAAGAGGGAGAUGGGGUGCCACUGAUCUGCGAGACCAAACCCACCCUGAGCACCCCACCUUUGAUGAACUGUCACAACAACAAUGGCAACUACCGGCCCCCUUCCUCAGGGAUCAAACAUGAGCUCCUCCCUCCUGACGUGGCCCGGCUCAUGCAGCUUGAAGAGGGCGUGCGGCCGCUGACAGAGAGGAAGAAGCCACCGAUUCCUCCAAGGCACCUGAAGAAGGGCAAAGAACAGUGCACCAUUGACAUGAAUGGCCUUGAGACCAACGUAUAGCCUCCCACUGGAGGUUUAUGUGUUGACUGUGUAGUUGUGCUGAUCAGAGCCUCGGAGCAAAGAACACCAGUACAGGUGGGAGGACAGGACGACUGAGCUCAUCUUCACAGCAUGUGUUUGAUUAAAAUGAACAGAUAAUUCUAUAAAUAUUAAAUGUCCUUCGUCUGGACCUUCAGGUUGAACUACUAAACUCCCAGACUCUGAAAGCACACGUGAGUACUUACAUUGAUGAACUGAUUUCUAUUUGAUAUCUACAUUUUAUAUGAUUUGCUGGUUUCUUUUUUGUUUUCUGUGCAACAUGUUAAUAAGACAAGUGUUUACUUUGUUUUAUACUACUGCAAACAGCCAGUUAUUUGAGUCAUAUAAGAGACGAGUCAGGACUGCAAGAGUCUGGUGUGAGCUGAAUGGCAAGGAGGCAAAGUGAAAUGUCCUAAUUGUUUAAUUUUGCCUUAACAACGCUGGUGGUGCUACAGGCUGACUGAGGAACAGGAGGAGCGAUUUCACCAAACUUCCACUGUGGUCAUGAUUUAGCGUACAAACAUGCAGUAGGAUAGAGAUUUUAAAGGUUUCAUGGCUUCAUUGAGUUAAACUUCCCUGGCACUUGAACAGCCUCAAAACAUCUACUGGUAAUGUAACGUAAACCAAGUGGCUCUUGUAUGUAGGUUGAGUGAGUUUAUUUGCUUCUGUUUGCAAUGGCCUGUAUCAUUUGAUACCAACAGCACAUGAACUUCUGAUGCACUGGUUGAUAUAACCUGUCGACAUGAUCCACUGCCUGAAGUCAUUCAUGUGAAUGUUAGGCUUGGAUGUUUUCAGGUCUGUGAUUAUACACUCUGUGUCUGUGGAAACACGUACUGGUCUCUGUAUUCCUCCAUAAAGUACUGACACCCUCACAGAAAUACAUGGGGGACAAAUUAUAUUCCUUUGUUCAUUACUUUGUUGUAUAGUGAGCACAGUGAUCAGAACAUUUUACUGUUAUAUAUCAUACAUCAUUGUUGAGCAUCAUCAUCUGUUUUUUUUAUUAUCUACAUAAAACAAGCAAAGCUUUGCAGCCUAGUUUUGUCACAAGAAAUGAGUGAACAUGUUACGGUUAUUCUAUUGUGGGAAUUUGUGGACCAAGUGAAUUUAGUGCGCUCUAGAUGCAGAGUGACUUCGGCUUACAGUCUUCAGGCGAUGCAAAAGUACAUUGCAAAGUUCAGCCAGAGGUAAUAUGAGGCUGCAGCAGUCGGAGUUUGACAGAUCUUGUAGUUAAACACUGUCAGGACUGAAUUACUUUUCAAGGUGCACCACCCACAACAUGAGGUUUUUAACCUGCUUCAUUCAUACAAGUACCUCUUUUUCUCGUAGCUAUAUGCCUUCACUGUGUACAUGUGAGGAACCACAGAGUUCAGAUUUUCGCAGGAACUCUCUGUCUCACUUUCUUACAGAUCAAACAUUCCUACACCAAAUUGCACACUCUAAAUUUGGAAAAAUACCUUGUUACCUCAGGCUGAACUUUAAAACUUUCCGAUUUGAAACUGUGUCAUUUACACCAUGUGUUUUAGCAAAACGUUUCCGCUGUUAUCCUCCUGAUCUGGAGCCAUGUCCGAGCACACUCAACACAAAGUGUGAGUGGGGAUCAGUAACUGUAAACAAAGAUGAUGACAAUGUCAAAAACAUCCUGGAUGCAGAUGGUGUUAUCUUAUGCUGCUGACGUCAUUUGGAGCCAGAGUCUGUGCAGCAGUGAUGAAGGGGCGGAGUCUUGGUAUCAAGGUCCUACAAGUCCACUCACCCCACCAAUCACAGUCACUUUCAGCUGUCAAUCAUGAGAUCUCAAACAACAACUUAAAAACACACUUACCAGAAAAAUGAAGACUCAAACAUACACCAGCAUUAUAGAACUACCUCAACAGAAAACAUCAUGAGGUGAAGGAAAGAUGUGAAGUAGACUUGGUGCCAAAAAAAUCUGACUGCGCUGACAAUACUAGCCAAUAAUUGUACGAUGGUGAAUGGUGGAAAAAAAAAAGACAUGUAAUGUAAUGGAUGUUAUUAAUGUGUGGCAAUGAUAAAUGUGGUUGUCACAAGGAA